This is a messenger RNA of Caenorhabditis auriculariae, 3416 nucleotides long. The record is from the annotation of a GenBank genome assembly. Lineage: Eukaryota; Metazoa; Nematoda; Chromadorea; Rhabditida; Rhabditidae.
AUGUCGUUUUCUGGGUUGCGUAAGCAGUUCAACAAGGCAAACCAGGUUGAUAUAAAGUAGGGAAAAAUUUCAUUUUUGUUUUUUUUUUUCAGUAUUUGUCCGAGACUAUGGGCGCCGCUGAGCCGACCAAGCUCGAUGAUGUUUUCAACGAUAUGGAGAAGGUUAGAAAUAUCAAUUAAACUCCGUUUCUAUGAUAAAUAUCAUUACUUUGAGUAUACUUUUGUUUUCAGAACAUUGACACUACGUACGAUCUCAUAACCAACUUGGUCGCGGGAACUAACGAAUAUUUGCAGCCCAAUCCUGGUAUGGUAACGAUAUCAUAUUAAAAAAGAUGAAGCUAAAUCUGACCAAUUUAAUCGAGUAAAUUUGUUUGGUUUUUUUUAAAAUUAAAGUUUCAGACACGAAUUUAACACUUAAACUUUGUUAAAAAGUUAAAAUUGUUUCGCCAUUUUUUUUUUUUGAACUCUUUCUUGACUGAAACUAAACGGCCGCGUGUAAAAAAUAUAUCGAGAAACUAGUUUGAAACCGCAAUAUUAUUUAAUGUUGGAAGAAUUCAGCGACCCGCGCCAAGAUGGCCACUGUUUCGGCGUUGUCGAAGGUCCGCGGCGCGACGAAAUCGUCGCCUUAUCCGCAGACUGAAGGAAUGCUUGCCGAGACGAUGCAGAAGUUCGGCCAGCAGCUCGGCGAAAACUCGGAUCUCGGAAAGGUUUUUUUUUCUCAUUUUCAUUUCUUUUUAUGCUUUUAUUUCGACAUUGCUUACUCAACAUUUUUUUUUUAUUGAAACAAAUGGCUUCCAUAGGCUCCUGCGAAAAUUUUCGUGUGGAAGGGCGGUUUUUAAUUCUAGUGACUAUUCAUGAUCCACUCAGGCGCUUGGAGAUGCGUCGGAGGCCUACCGUCAGAUGGCCGACAUCAAAUACCAAAUGGAGGACAAUGUCAAGCAGAACUUCCUCGAUCCUCUGGUCCACAUGCAGAACAACGAGCUCAAGGAUGUCAAUGUAUGUUUUCCGGCUUGAGUUCUAGAUUGAAUUCCUGAAAAAAAAACCUUUUCAAAUCCGUUUUUGCGAGAAACAGUUACCCUUUUUGUCAAACAUCGAAAAGCCACGGUCCAUGGUGACCAAACUAUCGCUUCUUUCGUUUUCCCAUUCUUUUAGUUAGUUCCCAUCGUUCAUCUCGUGUCUCCCUUUUCAUAGCUGACCUAACGAAAUUAAAACCAAUUGAGAACCUCGACGGGUUCUUUCCCGUUAAUUGCUUAUUUGAAUCUUUGGACAAGUUGUGUGUUUCAGCAUCAUCGGACAAAGUUGAAAGGUCGACGACUGGACUACGAUUGCAAAAAGCGACAGCAGCGUAGAGGUUUUCUUUUCGUUUGGCCGGGAAAAGAGAACUGAGAAGAGAUUUCAGACGACGAAAUGAUUCAGGCCGAGGAGAAAUUGGAAGAGUCGAAGCGGCUGGCCGAAAUGGCCAUGUUCAACGUCCUGAGCAACGACGUGACCCUCAAUUUCCCUUCUCCGAAUAUCAAAUAUUUUGAGGUGGAACAGAUCUCGCAGCUCCGUGCGCUAGUCGACGCCCAACUGGAGUUCCAUCGACAGACGGCGCAGGUCCUCGAAGGACUCCAUCAGCAACUCUCGAACAGGCAAGUUUCUUCCUCAGUUAUAUCUUUCCAAUGUUGCGAUGCUUUUUGAAUUGAGAGCUUUGAAUUUCGGUCUAUCCUAAAUUCUUACAAAUAUGAAGGCUGGUCUUCAGAGUUUUUCAAAAUUACUUUUUGAAAAUGAGAAAGUUUCAUUUGACCAGAGUCUAUAUUUGUAUCUGUCUGACAAGGAAAGUUUGUGAGGUGAACAUCGUAGAUCUGGUCCAAACUCCUGUGGUAAAUGGUCCUAGGUAUGAGUACUCGAAAAUGAAAAAAAAAUAUCUGCUAAGCGUUUCUGAGAAGUAGUUUGUCGAUCGGAAAAAGCUCAAAAACUGAUUUUCCUCGGUUUUCGAGACAUCGUUAUUGAGUUUCUCUUGUACAUUUUCGACAGGCUUCACAGUACCCUAUGACGCUUAGCAGAUAAUUCUGUUCGUUUUCGGAUACCUGGGACUAUCUACCAUAAAUUUGUGAACCAUAUCUGCGAUCCUCACCUCACCCACUUCCCUAGUGAGUUCCUAAAGAACAUCAAAAAAAAAAAAGCAAAAAAGAAAAAAAGGAUUUUUUCACUCCAGAACUCUACUCGUGUUUCCACCUUCCCCAAAUGAAAAUCUGUUUCCUUUCAGAAUCAACGAUUCGAGUUCGCGCCAUCGCGAAGAACACGUACCUCUGCCAGUUCUCAACACGGAUAUUCGCACUCCACGAUCGAGGUUUUUGCAAAUUGUUGUUUGGAAUAUUAUAAGCCAAUGUUUUCUAGGUCGCCUGUUCCAGAUUCUCAAGCUCCAUCGAAUGCUCCCGGCCAAGCUCAUGUGAGUUUUUAUAGCUGAUUCACGGUUAGCUUGAGCCAUCGAAAAAGGGUUCUGAAGCGAUAAGCGUCCCGAUUUAGCCGUGUAUCGACUAUAUCAUUCUGUUGAAACGAUCUUUUCAGGGGCAAGAUUUUUUUUUAUUAUCAAGAGAGAAAUCCUCAUGAAUGAAAACAUAUUUUGGAUGAGUAGAUCAACUCAGUGAUGAGGAGUCCUCAUUUGAAUCCUCAUUAAGGAGGCAUUUUUCAAGUCGAUAGCUAAAAUAUUGGGACCUUACUUUUCAAAAAAUAUUAGGAGUGAGUUCCAGUAAAAAACGAAGCGACAAUGGCUUCUGUGUCAUCAUUUCACACACUAAAAACAACGAAAUAUACAGAAUGUCUACCAAAACGGAGGAGGCGCGGCGCCUUUCGUGACGUCACAGCCGAUGACGUCCGUCGCGGCUCCAGCUGUCCAGAAGCCGUCUUGCCGCGCCCUUUUCGACUUUGACGCUCAGAGCGAGGGCGAGGUGACUUUUGAAUAAAAUCGGAAUAUGAACUGAAAUCAGCGGGUAGGGCUUGAAGGACAGCCUGAAGCCCAAAAAAAAAAAAUUGCAAGAGCGUAAUACUUGUUUUGAGUUUUCAGUGUCUUCCAUCCAUUCAAAUGAAUAAGAAUUUAAAAAUCGAAUAUUCAUUCUUUUUUUUAAUUUCUUGAAGCAGGCUAACUAAUAAAUAGUGUAAUGAGCUGGAGAAUAAUAAUUUGUUUGAGCUCGAGUUCAAAGAAGGAGCGAUUAUCGAGCUGAUAUCGCAGGUCGACGAGAACUGGUACGAAGGCCGUGUCAACGGAAGAACCGGCCUCUUCCCGGUGACCUACGUUCAGGUAUUUUCCAUUAUUCCUCUCCAAACUUCUUUUUUUAGAUGUACGAGAACAAGAAAAAAUAUCAGAAAAAUGAUUUUUGGCAUGAAAUUUAAGGGGAAAAACACUGAUUUUUGCAGGUGGUCGUCCCGUUGAGAUAA